This is a messenger RNA of Lampris incognitus (smalleye Pacific opah), 2868 nucleotides long. RefSeq names its product upstream binding transcription factor, like (gene ubtfl). The record is from RefSeq and is a predicted model, not a curated record. The transcript has 20 exons. NCBI's taxonomy places the organism in Eukaryota, Metazoa, Chordata, Actinopteri, Lampriformes, Lampridae. The coding region runs from base 188 to 2311 and encodes 707 amino acids.
UACCGAACGAGACGCUCCUUUUGUCGGAUCCCUCUCGACCUCACUCCCCGGGGUUUACGAUAGAAAGAUAUCCGCCUUUAAUGCGCCCAGCUGCUCGAGACGCGCAUUCCGGUCCGCGGUAACAACGUCGAGCCGUACCGAGACGAGAGAGGACAGUGGGGAGUGAUCUGUCCACAGCCUCUGCACUAUGAAUGGCAGCAGCAGCAUCUGCUCUGUGUCACAGAGUGCACGGAUCAAGAAUGAACCAGAUGAGUGGAGUAAGGAGGACUGUCUCACUCUGUUGGAGAGGAUUCGGAGUCUGCUGCCUGACGGAGAUGCCAUGAAGUACAAAACCACCGAGUCUCACUUUGACUGGGAUAAGGUCUGCUUUGGCAGCUUCACCAGCGCCAUGUGUAAGCAGAAAUGGCAGAAGGUCUCCUCUGAGGUGCGUAAAUACAGAACGAUGACAGAACUGAUUGUGGAUGCGAUGGAGUUUGUAAAGAAUCCGUACAAAGGCAAAAAACUGAAGACUCAUCCAGACUUCCCGAAGAAACCGCUGACUCCUUAUUUCCGCUUCUUCAUGGAAAAAAGAGCCAAGUAUGCCAAGAUCCACCCUGAGAUGAGCAACCUGGACCUCACCAAGAUCCUCUCCAAGAAGUACAAGGAGCUUCCAGAAAAGAAGAAGCAAAAAUACAUCACUGAGUUUCAGCGGGAGAAGGAGUCCUUUGAGAAGAACAUGGCUCGCUUCAAAGAGGAACAUCCAGAGCUGAUGGAGGAGAGGAAAAAGUCGGACCUACCUGAGAAACCCAAGACACCCCAGCAGCUUUGGUACAACCAUGAGAAGAAGACCUACAUGAAACUCCACCCAGAAGUGAGUCAGAAGGAGUUGAAGGAGGCUUUGAGGAGGCAGUGGUCUCAGCUCUCUGACAAGAGGAGGUUGAAAUGGAUCAGCAAAGCCCUGGAGCUCCAGAAAGACUACGAGGAUAGCAUGAGGGCUUACCAUGAGGCCCAUCCUGAUGUGAACUCUGAUGAACACGUCAAAUCCGUCCUCACCAAAGCAGAAAGACAACUGAAGGACAAGUUUGAUGGCCGGCCUACAAAACCACCACCGAACAGUUACUCUCUGUACUGCGCUGAGCUGAUGGUCAACAUGAAGGACGUUCCCAGCACCGAGCGUAUGGUCCUGUGUAGCAAGCAGUGGAAGGUGAUGACCCAGAAGGAGAAAGACAUGUUCCAGAAACGCUGUGAGCAGAAAAAGAAGCAGUAUGACAUCGACUUGCAGAGAUUUCUUGAGAGCCUCCCGGAGGAAGAGAGAGACCGGGUUCUCACAGAGGAAAAACUGGGUGGGACCAAGCUGGGGAUGGGCGUGGCCGGGAGCCCUCACGGUGCCAAGUCUCCUUCUGCCAAGGAAUGCUGUCGGGAGGCGGAGCCUGAGCCCUGGCUCUCCGCUGCAGUCCCGAAGGACCGCCGUGAUGCGAAGAAGAAGGCCAAGCUUCCUGAGACACCCAAGACGGCAGAGGAAAUGUGGCAGCAGAGUGUCAUCGGAGACUACAUGGCCAAGUACAGGAGUGAUCGCAGAAAGGCUCAGAGUGCGAUGGGAGGAGCGUGGAAAGCCAUGGAGAAGAAGGAGAAGAUAGCGUGGAUAAAGAAGGCGGCUGAGGACCAGAAACGAUACGAGAGGGAGCUGUUGGAGAUGAGGACCCCUCAGCCGGGUCAAGGCCAGAGGAAACCCAAGUUCGAUGGAGAGCCCAAGAAACCUCCAGUGAGUGGCUAUCAGAUGUUCUCCCAGGAGCUGCUGACCAAUGGCGAGUUGAACCACUUCAUUCUGAAGGAGCGCAUGGUGGAGAUUGGGAAGCGCUGGCACAAGCUGAGUCAAAGCCAGAAAGACAAAUAUAAGAAAGUGGUGGUGAAGCAGCAGGUGGAGUACAAGGCCGAGCUGGAGGCCUGGCUGAAGUCUCUGUCUCCUCAGGACCGGGCGGUAUAUAAAGAGUUCUCCUCCACGAAACGACGGAGUACCACCAAAGUUCGCGGUCCUGGGACCAAAGUUCGGGUGACGGCAAAGGGGAAGGCAGCAAGUUCCAGAGCCGCGACACCAGGCAUAACUGUGGGCAAGAGAGCCAUGGCGUACCGAGCCAAGGACACAUCAGAGUCGGAGGACGAAGAGGAGAAGAGUAACACUUCAGACUCUGAGGAAGAAGAGGAAACGUCAGGAACCACUGACAGUGAUGAAGAUGACGAUGAGAAUGAUGAUGAUGAUGAUGAAGAUGACGACGAUGAGCAAUCAGGUGACAGCUCGUCCUCAGAAGACACCAGUGACUCAGAUUCUGACUAGCCCCACCUCCAGGAGAGGAGAGGCUGUGCGGGCCACGCCUCCUCAUAAGCCAUUCAUUCAGGCGGACCAAUAGGUGGUGAAAUCACAUGACUGUCACCUUGGCCCCUCCCACCUCUUUCUGACCAGGACAGGCAGAAAGAGAGCGAGCGAGUGAGUGAGGUUGAUACAGACAGAGAGAGAGAGAGAGAGAGAGAGAGAGAGAGAGAGAGGUUGAUGCCUCUAUAAGAUGGAACAAAUUCUCCAUCUUCUAGAGGUUUUGUUACUUGUGUUUCAAACACUUUUUUUUAAAGACCUUUAUUCAGGUGUUACUAUGAACCUGUCGCCAGUUUUUUUUUUUUUUUUUAUCUUUCAGAAGGAAAUUUAAACUAAAAAGUGAGAUGAGGUUUUUUAGAGUUUUUUGAUGAGGUGGGGUUUGUACAGUUUGGCGGGGGCCGGAGCCUGUUGAGGCACUAGCUGCUGAUUGGUUGUCCUUUGACGGGCUGCUUGCCCUGCAGUCCAUAUUUUAUCAAUUAAAUGCACUUUUUCUCAUCUGCUCUUGUCUUAUUUAAUGUUUUCUG